This is a messenger RNA of Erigeron canadensis, 1987 nucleotides long. RefSeq names its product signal peptide peptidase-like 4. Lineage: Eukaryota; Viridiplantae; Streptophyta; Magnoliopsida; Asterales; Asteraceae. The transcript has 14 exons. The record is from RefSeq and is a predicted model, not a curated record. Gene Ontology annotation, molecular function: aspartic endopeptidase activity, intramembrane cleaving. Gene Ontology annotation, cellular component: cytoplasmic side of endoplasmic reticulum membrane; Golgi-associated vesicle membrane; lumenal side of endoplasmic reticulum membrane. Gene Ontology annotation, biological process: membrane protein proteolysis. Bases 183 to 1790 code for a protein of 535 amino acids.
CAUCUCUCUGUAUCUAUCUAUAUCUAUAUAGACAUAUAUUUCACAUUUUAGUGCCAUGUUCGUCUCCACCACCACCACCAUCUUCUAACCACAAAUCACAUAAACAAAAUGAAUAAGUAAGAGAAAACCCUAAUUUUGACUUUUUAUUACUUACCAAAUACUAUUAUCUGUAUCUAUAUAAUAUGGAAAGAAACAGAGGUGUGGUAGCGGCAGUUGUACUCUCCUUAAUUUGCACUGUUUUCGCCGGAGAUAUUGUUCAUCAAGAUGAUAUUGCUCCUAAACGACCUGGCUGUGAUAAUAAUUUUGUUCUGGUAAAAGUUCCUACUUGGAUUGGUGAUAAUGAAGAAGAAGAGUUUGUAGGUGUUGGUGCCCGAUUUGGUCCUACAUUGGAAUCAAAGGAAAAGGAUGCUAAUAAAAGCAGAGUUGCCCUUGCAGACCCUCCCGAUUGUUGUAGUACGCCUAAGAAUAAGCUUACCGGUGAAGUUAUCCUGGUGCACCGAGGUAACUGCAGUUUUACGGCCAAGGCACGUGUUGCUGAAGCUGCAGGCGCUUCAGCAAUCCUUAUUAUUAACAACCAAACAGAACUCUUCAAGAUGGUGUGCGAAGCAGAUGAGUCUAGUGUGUAUAUUCACAUCCCUGCUGUGAUGCUUCCACAAGAUGCUGGUGCGAGCUUGAUAGAGGAUCUCCAAAACAAAUUAGAUGUUUAUGUGCAGCUAUACUCUCCAAAACGCCCACUGGUUGACGUUGCAGAGGUGUUCUUGUGGCUUAUGGCCGUUGGCACCAUAUUAUGUGCAUCCUACUGGUCUGCCUGGAGUGCUCGUGAAGCAGCUAUUGAACAGGACAAAAUAUUAAAGGAUGCUUCUGAUGAAUACUUGAAUACAGAAUCUUCUCGAUCAAGUGGCGUGGUGGACAUUAACACAACUUCUGCAGUUCUUUUUGUUGUGAUCGCAUCCUGUUUCUUGGUCAUGCUGUACAAGUUGAUGUCAUACUGGUUUAUUGAGGUUCUUGUUGUUCUCUUUGCCAUUGGUGGUGCCGAGGGUCUGCAAACUUGUUUGGUAGCUUUGUUGUCAUGUUUCAGAUGCUUUGAACAUGCCGCGGAGACUUUCUUCAAGGUUCCAUUCUUUGGAGCUGUUUCCUAUCUUACUCUGGCUGUUUCUCCAUUCUGCAUUGCAUUUGCUGUUGUAUGGGCAGUUUAUCGCCGAAUAUCCUUUGCAUGGAUAGGUCAAGAUAUACUUGGUAUUGCGCUGAUAAUCACAGUAAUCCAGAUAAUUCGAGUGCCCAACCUUAAGGUGGGAACGGUUCUCCUCAGCUGUGCAUUCUUGUAUGACAUUUUCUGGGUGUUUGUUUCCAAAUGGUGGUUCCAUGAAAGUGUGAUGAUAAUGGUAGCUCGUGGUGAUAAGAGUGGAGAGGAUGGCAUCCCGAUGCUACUGAAAAUCCCACGAAUGUUUGAUCCUUGGGGUGGCUAUAGCAUCAUUGGAUUUGGUGACAUUAUAUUACCAGGGUUAUUAGUAGCAUUCUCUCUAAGGUAUGAUUGGUUGUCAAACAAAAGACUUCGGGCCGGAUACUUCUUAUGGGCAAUGAUUGCUUAUGGGUUAGGUCUGCUAAUUACAUAUGUAGCUCUGAACCUGAUGGAUGGACAUGGUCAACCUGCUUUGCUGUACAUUGUUCCUUUCACAGUUGGCACAUUAUUGGUGUUGGGGAAGAAACGAGGUGAUUUGAGACAUCUGUGGUCGAGAGGAGAACCAGACCGGCUUUGCCCACACGUCCAGCUUCAACCUUCGGAACAAUAAAGUACUGUAAAGGAUGAUGUCUAUAGUAUGCAAAUAAGUUGGUCCUUUUUAGAGAAUAUGCGAUAUCUUGAACAAAGAUAGAUUGAGAAACAGUAUACUUAGUUUAGAAGACUUUGGUCUGCUUAUUAUUGUGAUUAGUUCCUCUUUUCUUAUAUUCAUACGCCAGCUCAAUGUGUUUCCACAGCUGUCUGAUUUAA